AGAGGAGGCCCCCCCAAAUGGCCUCCAACAACGGGGCGCCUGCCCCGGGGCAGCGGGUGACCCGCCGCGGCCCCCGCUGUCCUCCUCCUCCUCCCCCCCACGCCCCCAGCACAGCCCCCUCGGAACGGGGCGGCGGGACGGGGACCCCGGCACCUCCCUGCCGCGGCCCCGGUCUCCCCGACGUCAAGAAGAAGGGCAGAAUGAAGAAGCUGAGCAAGGGGGCCGAGCAGGAGCUGGUGGCCGGCGUGCGGGGACUGGAGCUGGGGCCGGAGGCGGCAGCGCCCACGGGGACGGGCUUGGCCUGCGAGGAGCGGCUCAGCGAAUUCCGUUGUCUGUGGGACCAGAGUUUUCCUGAGUGCCCAGAGCGGCUACAUGCUGUGCGGGAGAAGCUGGCAAAGUACCAGCUGCUGGAGCGCUGCACUCCUGUGCAGGCCCGGCCGGCCACCCACGAGGAGCUGCUACGGGUGCACAGCCAGGAGUACCUGAAGCUAAUGGAGUCGACCCAGCAGAUGAGCGAAGAGGAGCUGCGGGCCCUGGCUGACACCUACGACUCGGUUUUCCUUCACCCCAACUCGUAUGCGUGUGCUCGCCUGGCCACGGGUACGGUGCUGCAGCUGGUCGACAUGGUCAUGGCUGGGGAAGUGCGCAACGGGCUGGCUGUUGUCAGGCCCCCCGGCCACCAUGCCCAGCGGGAGCGCAUGGAUGGCUACUGCAUGUUCAACCACCUUGCCGUCAGUGCUCGGCACGCUCAGGAGAAGCAUCAGGUCGAGCGGGUCCUCAUCGUGGAUUGGGACGUUCACCACGGCCAAGGCACCCAGCGCAUCUUUGAGCAGGACUCCAGUGUCCUGUACUUCUCCAUCCACCGUUACGAACACGCCCGCUUCUGGCCGCACCUGCCCGAGUCAGACUGGCGGGCCACGGGCUCCGGCCGGGGCCGAGGCUACACCGUCAACGUGCCCUGGAACCAGGUGGGGAUGAGGGAUCCAGACUACAUCUCGGCCUUCCUUCACCUGCUCCUGCCCAUCGCCUUUGAGUUCCAGCCCCAGCUGGUCCUAGUCGCUGCUGGCUUUGACUCCAUGAUGGGGGACCCCAAGGGGGAGAUGGCCGCCACUCCAGCGUGCUUUGCUCACCUCACCCACCUGCUCAUGGGCCUCGCCGGGGGGAAGCUCAUCUUGUCGCUGGAGGGCGGCUAUAACCUGCGUUCCCUCGGGGAGGGCACCAGUACAGCCCUCAAGAGCCUGCUAGGGGACUCCUGCCCCCUCCUUGAGGCACCUGGUCCCCCGUGUCAAAGCGCCCUGGCCUCCGUGUCUCACGCCCUGGCGGCUCACCAACGUUACUGGAGGGUCCUCGAGAGGCAUGUCGAAACUCCUUCCACUCCUGAGGAGCCUGAGGUGGCGGGGGAGGAGGGAGAGGAAGAGAAGGAGGAGGAGGAGGAGGAGGAGGAAGAGGAAGAGAAGGCGGCAGGGGGUCCGAGGCCCGCCAUAGCUCCCAAGGAGCUGGCAGCCACCCUGGAUCGGGUGAUGGAGGAGGUGCUGCGGCCUCCGCCCCUGGCCCGGACGGGCUUGGUGUACGACCCGACGAUGAUGGAGCAUUACAACAUGUGGGACAGCCACCACCCGGAGCUCCCGCAGCGCAUCUCCCGGAUCGCCCAGCGCCACGCCGAGCUGGGGCUCACCCAGCGCUGCCGGGCCCUGCCCGCCCGUCUCGCCUCCGACCAGGAGCUGCUGCUGUGCCACAGCCCCGAGUACGUGGAGCAGAUGAGGGCGACCAGCGGGCUGAAGCCGCGAGAGCUGCACCGCGAGGGCGAACGCUACAACUCCAUCUACAUCGCGCCCCGCUCCUUCCACUGUGCCCAGUUGGCUGCCGGCUCCGCCUGCAGCCUGGUGGAGGCCGUGCUGGACGGACAGGUGCGGAACGGCGUGGCCAUCGUCCGGCCCCCCGGGCACCACGCCGAGCGGGAUACCGCCUGCGGCUUCUGCUUUUUCAACUCGGUAGCCGUGGCUGCUCGCCACGCCCAGCAGCUUGGCGGCCGGCCCCUGCGGGUCCUGAUCUUGGACUGGGAUGUUCACCACGGCAACGGGACCCAGCACAUGUUCGAGGAGGACCCCAGCGUGCUCUACGUCUCCCUGCACCGCUACGACCACGGCUCCUUCUUCCCCACCUCGGAGGACGGAGACAGCAGCCGGACGGGCCGGGGCCGGGGCGAGGGCUUCACUCUCAACGUGCCCUGGAACGGGCCCCGCAUGGGGGACCCGGAGUACCUGACGGCCUUCCACCGCAUCAUCAUGCCCGUUGCCUAUGAGUUCAACCCCGAGCUGGUCCUGGUGUCCGCUGGAUUCGACGCAGCCCGCGGGGACCCCCUGGGGGGCUGCCAGGUCACCCCCGAGGGCUACGCCCACAUGACCCACCUGCUGAUGGGGCUGGCGGGCGGCCGGCUGGUCCUCGUCCUGGAGGGUGGCUACAACCUGUCGUCCAUCUCCGAGUCCAUGGCCAUGUGCACCCGCACGUUGUUGGGGGACCCACCCCCGGUGCUCCCCUGGCUCCGCCCCCUGCACCCGGGAGCCCUGGAAUCCCUUGCCCAGGUCACCCGGGUCCAUCGGAAGUACUGGCAGAGUCUGCGGCUCAACGUCCCUAGGGCUCCGGAAGACUCGAGCCCGAGGCGUCCGGCUGCAUCCGGAGCCAUCCCGAAGCAGCGUUCCUCGCCGGGGCCCGCGGCAGGGGGCUUCGGGACGGGGCCGGCAUCGCCAGGGCCGCCCACCGCUGGGACCACGGCAGAGCGGGCCGCGGAGGAGGUGGGGGCGGAACAGACCGCGGGGCUUCCAGACGGCCAGGAGCCGGCCGAGGGGCCCCCCCGGGAGGAGCCGGGCCCCGAAGUGGAAGACUUCCUGAGUCUGGAGGUCCUGAAGCUGGGCGACGGGCUCCCGGAAGCAGCGGGAGCAAUGGAUGCCCACGGGGCAGAGCCCCUCGUCCCCGAAGAUGGGCCUCAGGAGCCCCUGGCCCCAGAGGGCUCCCAGGAUGGGGAGCUGCUGGGAGAAGCGGCGGGCGGGUGCUUUGCCCCUACAUGGCUGGAAGUCACCGGGCGUGAGCAGGAGGAGCCGGGAGCAGAUUCGGGCACAUUCUGUGCGGUGACCCCCUUGCCCUGGUGCCCUCACCUCACCUCAGUGUGCCCAGUGCCCUCAGGCCACCUGGAUGUGACCAGGCCCUGCCAGGAUUGCGGUCUUCCCCUGGAGAACUGGGUCUGCCUCUGCUGCUACCAGGUCCACUGUGGCCGCUACAUCAACGCACACAUGGUGCGACACUUUGAGACGUCGGGGCACCCCCUGGUACUCAGCUUCACGGAUCUCUCCGUCUGGUGCUACAGCUGUGAGGAUUAUGUGCAUCAUGAGGCUCUGUUGGAGGCCAAGAACGUGGCGCACCGGCUGAAAUUUGGGGAGGACAUGCCAACAUCACAGUAAGCCUUGGAACGGGCCUCCCCCCGCAAGGAAGCCACUGUUCCCUUGCCUCGCUUUGGCUCAGGCUGGCCUCUCCACCCGUCGAAGGC
Tachyglossus aculeatus (Australian echidna) is the source of this 3541-nucleotide messenger RNA. It is a transcript of the gene HDAC6, whose product is annotated as histone deacetylase 6. Gene Ontology annotation, molecular function: zinc ion binding; histone deacetylase activity. Gene Ontology annotation, biological process: chromatin organization. NCBI's taxonomy places the organism in Eukaryota, Metazoa, Chordata, Mammalia, Monotremata, Tachyglossidae. The record is from RefSeq and is a predicted model, not a curated record. The transcript is spliced from 28 exons. The coding region runs from base 18 to 3455 and encodes 1145 amino acids. Gene Ontology annotation, cellular component: histone deacetylase complex.